UUCUUGGUCUCUCCUUCCAAACUUGUCUACAUUUGAUCCCUCCCCUUUUGAGUGAGAGUGAAGGCAAUCUGAAAGCAAAGAAGGAAGGAGGCAGGUGCCUUGGCAAGUCCCAGCUGAUGAGGGCAGAGAAAGCACAGUUUCUGGUAUCCUCUUCCUGUAUUCAUCCUUUUUCUCCUUCUGACAAGAAGAUGGGGAAGAGUUGCAAAGUGGUCGUCUGUGGGCAAGCAUCAGUUGGGAAGACCUCCAUCCUGGAGCAGCUUCUCUAUGGGAAUCAUGUGGUUGGUUCUGAGAUGAUUGAAACCCAGGAGGACAUCUAUGUGGGCUCCAUAGAGACAGAUAGAGGGGUGCGGGAACAGGUGCGUUUCUAUGAUACUCGAGGCUUGAGGGAUGGGAUGGAGCUGCCCAAGCACUGCUUCUCCUGCACAGACGGCUAUGUCUUGGUCUACAGCAUUGACAGCAAAGAGUCCUUCAAGAGGGUGGAAGUACUCAAGAAGGAGAUAGACAAGAGCAAGGAUAAAAAGGAGGUCACCAUUGUAGUCUUAGGCAACAAGUGUGACCUCCAAGACCAGCGGCGUGUAGACCAUGAUGCUGUGCAGCACUGGGCUAAGGCAGAGAAGGUAAAACUAUGGGAAAUCUCAGUUGCUGAUCGCCGGACCCUCAUUGAGCCCUUUGUCUACCUGGCCAGCAAGAUGACACAACCACAGAGCAAGUCUGCCUUCCCACUCAGCCGCAAGAACAAAAGCAGUGGAUCUGUGGAUGGGUGAAAGCCUCACGCACUGUGCCCACUAUCUCUUGUAAAAAGGCAUGCCUAUGCAAGGCUGGUCUUCCCAUGAAGCAGAAACUUCCAACAGCUGAUUACAGAUGUGGCACUCUUUUCCUUCCUUUCUCGCUUUCUCUCUCUGUCGUUUUUUUAAAAAGAGAAAGUGCCAAAUUUAGGAUGGCAGGAAAUCAUUAUUGAAUUUUCCACUUAAAAUAUUGUGGGUUUUUUUUUGUUUUGCUUAAACCAUGCUAUACAUACAGUUCAGGCAGGUGCCAAUUUUGUGAUAAAAUUGGGUGAAGGGGGGAGGUUACACUAUAGAGUUUUAAAAAUAGCUUUAAGAAGACAUUUUAGUUUUGCAGAUCAUAUGCAUUUUAAAUUUGGAUGCCUCAAAAGAUACCAUCCGGUACUUAAUUUGGGUUUGGAAGAUCAGCAUGUUAGAGAAGAGACCCGUGAAUGAUUCAGUGUUGGUGAUGGUGAUCUAAACGUCUUUCUCCUCUUCUCCCUGCUGCAGGAGUUACAGAUUAUGUGGGAUAACUUGUAGCUGCAGACCUGGGAAGGAAGUGGGGGAAAGGACCCCAUUUUACUCAUAGGAAAACGUUUGGCCAAGCUAAUCCUACAUGUUCUCCUUUAGAUGGCACUCUUGCUCAAGCUAACAUGUAUAUCCGUCUUUGAUCUAUAGUGGAAGCUAUUUCUAAGUAAUUUUAGUAAAUGACUGUGUUUCUUAAGACAAGAAGGGAAAACAGAGUCAUAGCUGGAAGGGAAACAAAUAUUUUAAGACUUCAAUAACAGAUGUUUAAGGAGAAGUCUGAUCCCAGAAAUGGAAAUUCAAUCUCGAGGAAGCUGAUCAUGUAUUUAAAAAGCUAUCCCAGUUCAUUAGGUGGAUUUCGUUUGGAUGGGAAUGAAUAAUUUUUCCAGACAUUGUGAUGAUUCUUCUCUGAUCUGGACAACAAAUGUGAAACAACGAGAACAGUUUGUUGUAUCAGCUUCUUGAUCAAUUUUACUUAAACCAAUGCUCUUGUCUUCAUAUAUAAUUUACCUGGGAAGAAAUGUCAUCAAGCAUUGUGAACUGACUGUCUUUUGCAGGCAUGAUUAAACUUGAGCCCUCCAGGUGUUUUGGACUUCAACUCCCACAAUUCCUAACAGCCUUAAGAAUUGUGGGAGUUGAAGUCCAAAAUACCUGAAGGGCCCAAGUUUGCCCAUGCCUGGUCUACAACAUCCAUAGACUUAGGCUUAGUAACUCUUGAAAUUCCUUUGUCUGUAAUUAUGAAUCAUUAAGUGUGAAUUAAAAUUCAAUUUUAGUAGUACUCUGCACUGCUUAUCCAGUACCAAGGUUUUACCAAGCGCAGGAAGGUACACAGAAAGACUGUGAGAAGCAUGAACAACUGGGGAGCUCAAUCCCUAUAAGAAAAUUAAAAUAUCUUACAUUUCUCUGA
Messenger RNA from Anolis carolinensis (green anole), 2193 nucleotides. RefSeq names its product NFKB inhibitor interacting Ras like 2 (gene nkiras2). NCBI's taxonomy places the organism in Eukaryota, Metazoa, Chordata, Lepidosauria, Squamata, Anolidae. Gene Ontology annotation, biological process: canonical NF-kappaB signal transduction; Ral protein signal transduction. The coding region runs from base 117 to 764 and encodes 215 amino acids. The record is from RefSeq and is a predicted model, not a curated record. The transcript is spliced from 5 exons. Gene Ontology annotation, molecular function: GTPase activating protein binding; GTP binding; GTPase activity.